This is a messenger RNA of Nylanderia fulva, 5225 nucleotides long. The record is from RefSeq and is a predicted model, not a curated record. Lineage: Eukaryota; Metazoa; Arthropoda; Insecta; Hymenoptera; Formicidae.
CGACCACCCACAGUUCACUGCGGCCUCGCGAGCCGUGUUAGCCACACACACGUCGGCCCACUGUUGUGCUCGCGUCGUUCAACCGCUCGCCUUCUGGUUCUCACUUGGACCCUCGAAGCCUGCUCGGAGUCAUGUAAGCGGAGCGUUAAACCCGGGAUAUUCUCUCUCGGAGAUAUAUUUAUUUAUAUAUAUAUAUCUCGCGAAUAUUCACAGAGACAGAGAGAGAGGAUCCAACACGCGACGUAAGACACGUGGUGCGAGAUGGGAAGCCUGCAUCGUCGCGAAAAAUUGUGGAGUAAACAGCGAAAUCUUUCGCUCACGCCUAACGGAAGAACGAAUCCGCAGUGACAAAUGUCGAGUGGUAGAUUAAGUAAUGCGUAUUAUAUCAAACCAUUUUCGAGGGAGGACAAUGAUGACGGUCUAAUUUCGAUCCACCGUUCCUGGAUUUCCUAAUGUCAGCACGAGUCACUCAAUUCAGGAAGUGUCUCGCGUUUAAGACUGACGUUCGAACUCUGAUCUUCCGCUUCUGAACACUAUCUUGCCGCGAACAAGAAGAAGAGAUGCCAUUAAUAGAUCAAUGAUAAUGAUGAUGAUGAUGAUGAUGACUCGACUUCGAUUUUCUACGUGUGCAUAGAUACUUUGCAAAGAAAUGCUGAAGACAUUUCUCUAAUUAACGGAUUGACGAUGAUUGAUAGUGAAAACUAACUAUAACAGUUUCCGAAGAGAUAUAUUUGUUCGAUAAGUCGGGGCUGAUGCGCCAACUUCGCGAUAAUAUCGUAUACGUCCUGAAACUCUCCCGAGUGAUAUAUUUCACGAAAUUUAAUAACAAUUUCUAUUAAAAUUUCCAAUAAUCAGCAUUCACGGCAUCUGCGCAUUAAUUUCCAGCAAAAUUUAAUUUAUUCAAGCUGGAAGAAGAUUAUCGUUUCGUGUUCGGCCGAAACAUUUCUCUUGUUUUAUCAGAACAGAUAUAAAUCGCAUCACGGCUUUCAUCACCGAUGAUACUACAUGUGCGCUUUUCUUGUUGCUCGUAAUCAAUGAUCAGAGAGUUUCUAAAUACCAUUAAUAUAUCUCGAUUGCAAUACAUCUGGUUCAAAAAAAGAGACAAAAAUUCAGACCCAUAUAGAACUGAUAUAUUACGCUCUCCUUUGUGAAUUAAGACGGAUAACGGAUGAGGACGACGUGGAUUCUGUUUAUAUCGCGAUAUGCUAAGAACACGCGGACAUUCGAGAAGGUAGAAGCCUGUCUUCGCUCUAAUCUCGUCAACCACGUGUUUCGUGUGAUAUCUGUGAUGGUGCGAGUACCGUGACGAGGUGUGACUUUGUGCGAAGUUUCGAAGGAUGACAGUGCAUUAAGUGUUUGUACAAAAGAGGUAGCUAUUUCCUCCAAUACGCGUCAAUGGUUUUCGAUUCAUGUAGAUUGCACGUUUUAAAUUUAAAAAGCCCCCAAAGCCCUUCUUGCGCUCAUUCAGGGAAUACUGAAAUUAAUAAAAAAUCCGUUUAAUGCAUUAUAAAUUAAUUAAAAAUGUGGCCUAUUUUAGGCCUAUUUCAAAGACAUUAUUGUUGUAAUAUUGAUAUUCGAUAGACAUAUUUUGUAAUUAAUUAAAAUGCGAUACAUUGUCUAUGCUGUAUCACAAUAAUGGCAAAUGUGCUGAUAUUUUCACGAGCAAGUUUAAUAUUUUUAAUUUUCAAUUUAAAGCAACAACGUGGAUAAUAAUCGCACAUGUAAUUUCUUAAUUUAUCGCAUUAAUACGUUCGCUACCAAUCUAUUUGUGAAAAUGAGAUGGUCAUAAAUACAGAUAAAAUAAUUACUUUUUUUUACGUAAUUUCAUAGACUUUAAAUUAAUAAAAAACAAAUAAAAAUUAUUUUCCGAUUAUAUUAUUCAUCAAGGUGACAAAUUAUCUUUUGUCAUUAUUUUCACAUUUAUUCAUUUUUAAUAAAAAAUAAUACAAAUUUAAUAAAGAGGCUCUUUGACGUAAAAUCAGAAUAAUAAGAGAAAAUUAUUGUGUGUAUAGACGCUCUUGCGCAAUAUUAAUGUAACGCUAUAAUAUUAAUUUGAGAUUGGUGUAUAUAUAUGAUGUUAUGGUACGCAAGCAAUUUGCUAAGCAAAUUACUAAUGUUAUAAAUAUAUAUAUGAUAUUUGGUAGUGAAAUAAUUAAUGCGAUUUCAUAAUCUUAUUCACAAUCAUAAACAAUCAUACAUAAAGCUGGUGUAAAUAAUACGAAUUAAUAGUAUUUAUAUAGUAUAUUAUAUAUGCUAAAGUAAAGGCGAUUAAUUCGUCGGCUCAGUCACAUAUUUCCGCUAAGACUAUUUGCAAACAACACUCUGUCUGCUCAUUCAAUAUAAUACAAGCUCAAUGAAAUUUACUUUGUGUCGCACAAUGUCUUGCUUUCCCACGAACCGUUUAUCGAAAAACAAUAGGUUUCACUUUCUUAAUAAACAGUGCGAGCAGAAUGUGAUCAAAUAACUGAAGAAAUAACUCGAAUGUAAAUAUAACCGAGGAGCUAAUUAGAGUAAUUAAAGAAACGCAACUGAGAGAGUAUAAAAAUAUCAGAAGAGGAAUAAAUGUAAUGUAAUAAUAUAACACAAGAUAUAUAGAAAGAAGAAAUAAUAACGAAUCGAAGAAUGUCGAACGUAUAAUAACGGAAGAUGUCUUUAUCUCCUGGAACCUCGAUUAAUCAACGUGAAAGACAUUGUGACAUUAUUUAUGUGUAUGAGUGGAACAUUGAAACAUGAAACUAAAAUACUAUAAAUUGAUUUUCUUUCGUGGAAAAGACGCGCUGGAAGUAACUAGAUCGGAAAAUGUGAAUCAACUGAGAGAAUCUUCAGAUUACCAUUGUGCGAGGAGACUACAAAAUCUGCGAAAAAUGCAUCAUUCGAAAAUACCGUUUUGUCGUCAGCCUAAAACAAAGUCAAAGAGCAACUGCGUAAAACUAUAAUUAAAAUUACGAGAACAGAAGAAAGGCAAAGAAAGACUAUUUAAUCGCAGUUGCGACUAUCUACGUAAACGGACAAUCAUUAGAAUAGCUCAAGAAGAUCCAAAUAUACGAAGUACUUUGUAAAAAAAAAAAAAAGAAAGUCGAGUAACCAAGUACUCUACUAUUCAAGUAUCAAUCUAAAUAACUGAACGGAGCUCACAUACGCACAUUUCUCGAAAAAUGCGUUCCUAUUUAAUUUCCCGAGAACGGACUCUACCGACAGGCGGCUCACAAAGCAUUCCCAGUAAAUCGUUUUGGAUGCCGCGAGCGAAAAAUCUCGAGAUUUACGACAUCGCGCAGGCGAAAUCGUAAUCCGGCAUUUGUAAAUGGAUCGGUUACACGCCGUCCAUCGCUUCAAGGAAGAAACGCAAAACGACGACGAAGAAGAAGCCCUCGAGAGAGAAGACAAAAAAUAACCGCAGCUCAUCAAAAUGGGAUUGAACGAGACAUUGGAGGGAAAGCUGGACAACGGCACGGAUCUGCAGAGCGAGCUCCUUUUCGACACCGGGCAGCGCAACACCAGCAAAAACUAUCACGACGUCGAGUACGUCCUCCUGCUAACCUUCAAAGGCUUCAUUAUGGGCUUCAUCAUUCUCUCUGCGCUUUUGGGUAAUCUACUGGUCAUUGUCUCGGUUAUGAGACACCGAAAGCUCCGGGUAAUUACCAAUUACUUCGUGGUAUCGUUGGCCUUGGCGGACAUGCUGGUCGCCCUGUUCGCCAUGACGUUCAACGCUUCGGUCGAGCUUUCCGGACGUUGGUUAUUCGGAUACUUCAUGUGCGACGUGUGGAACUCACUGGAUGUCUUCUUCAGCACCGUCAGCAUCCUCCACCUCUGCUGCAUCAGUGUCGACAGAUAUUACGCGAUCGUUCAACCGCUCGACUAUCCGUUAAUCAUGACGAACGUGAGGCUGGGAACCAUGUUGAGCGUGUGGUGUUCCCCGACUGUUAUGAGCUUCCUACCGAUCUUCGCGGGAUGGUACGCCACGAAGGAACACUUGGAGUACAGGCGGGCCUACCCGGACGUUUGUGUGUUCGAGGUCAACAAGUUCUACGCCGUCAUUAGUUCCGGCGUCAGUUUCUGGGUGCCGGGGAUAAUCAUGAUCGCGAUGUACUACAGAAUUUAUAUAGAGGCCGAUCGGCAGGAGCGCAUGAUGUAUCGGAGCAAAGUCGCGGCCGCUCUGUUAAACAAACAUUUACAGAUCAACGAUUCGGCAGGUCUGACUUCUCUGCCGACCGUGGACCAAUCGUCACCCGAGCCACAACCGGAAGAGCCGCCGAUAACUAGUAGCAGCAAGAUGAAAAGAGAACGGAAGGCAGCCAGAACACUCGGCAUCAUUAUGUCGGCGUUUCUGGCCUGUUGGCUUCCCUUCUUCCUGUGGUACAUCAUUACGGCGUUAUGCGCCUCGUGCAAAAGCGGCGAUAUGGUGGUGGCGAUCGUGUUCUGGGUAGGCUACUUCAACAGCGCCCUUAAUCCACUCAUCUACGCAUACUUCAACCGUGAGUUUCGCGCCGCCUUUCGCAAAACCCUCGAGAGCUGCUGCCGCGCAUUCGGCCCGGUGCAUGAUCUGCGCCAGGUGCAUCGCAAACAGGAUCUCGUGCACAGCAACGCCUCGUCCGAGCUGCACGUCAACAAUCAGCUGCGCAACAGCGAGAUGACCAAUGUCCACAUCGAGGCGUGCAUAUGAGCGGAUCUCGCGGAUCCGGCUGCGCAAAAAUAAACGGCCGACCCCUCGCGAGCACGAGAAAAAAAAACGUAGAUAGAACGGACGAAUUCGCGAAGUGUAUCGAAGCCGAGAGCGUUUCACAUUAAUUUAGCAAUAAUUUUAUCUUUUUUUCGUAUAAAAAAAUGUGAGAAAAAAUUAAUGUAUAAGAGAGAAGAUUUUUAAAAUUCUCUUGAAGAGAAAAUUUAAUAUGUGAAAGAGAUGGAAUUUUUUCCCCACAAUUCAUUUCAAUAUAAAAUAGGUACCUUUCUUAUAUUUGAGAAAAAAUUAAUGUAUAUGAAAGAGAAGAUUUAAAAUUCUCUCGAAGAGAAAAUUUAAUGUGAAACAGAUUCAAUUCAAUAUAUAAUAGGUACCUUUCUUAUAUUGAUUACAAAGCAACAAACUUUUUUAGCAACCUAAUAUUAGAGGGAAUUAAGGCUGUAUUCAUUAUUAUUACCGCGUCUUCGUUUUCCUUACGAUCCUCCUCUGACUAUCUCUUCAGAUAAAAUUUAAAAACUUCAGGGAAAGGAAAAGAAAAAGAAAAUCAAUA